Messenger RNA from Salpingoeca rosetta, 339 nucleotides. RefSeq lists its product as uncharacterized. The record is from RefSeq and is a predicted model, not a curated record. NCBI's taxonomy places the organism in Eukaryota, Choanoflagellata, Craspedida, Salpingoecidae. Bases 1 to 339 code for a protein of 112 amino acids. The transcript has a single exon.
AUGCGGGCACGCGUCGACACUGGCUGCACGCUCCCGCUGACCCUGCCAGAGAACGCGCUGAAGCACUUCCAUUUGGUCACCAAGCUCAAGCCAACGGCCAUCCAGACGUUCAACGGCAUGGUUGAGGCGUCAAACCACUCAGUUGAUUACGAAAUCAAGCUCGGUGAUCCUGCCAGGCCACAGGCCACCCGUCAACUCAAGGAAAUCAGGUCGGCCAACGGUUACCCCUGCGUGUUUGGGAUGCCCUUGAUUUCACAGUACACCCUGUCUGUGGAUCACGGUGAGGGCCGAUUUACGUUGGAGAGCGAAUCCGAGGAUGAUGAUGCUGAUGAGGAAUGA